UUUUUUUUUUUUUAUUUCCUAAUCGUUGGAUGACAUGCUGGCAUGUCGUUGCAGGAAUCUACCUUAAACCCAGUCUCUUCACUAUCCGUGGUUUUCACUUCUUCAUCCCUGAGUUUUCUUACCUUCUAAUCUAAUUCUCUACUCUUAAUCUGUUGAUUCUCAACCGAAUCGAGGUAUGUCAUGGCGUCCUUAUCUCGUAGGUUCACCGACUGAUUAUUCACCCCCUAUCCCUAGCCGGAAGGGAGCUUGAUCGCCGAGUUUCAGAUCAAAAUGUGGCUAAAGGUUUCAUCGAAUUUCCAUCGGUCGAAGAAGCCGGUAAUUGGAACUCCUACAUUGGUCGGCAAGACCCUGGAUGAUAAUGAAUACCAGUCCUUUCCUCUUGUUUCUGGUGUGCAGAAAGAAAAUGCCAAGUACAACUCAAAGACUUUACCCACCCCGCCGGCGAAUACCUCGGACUCGUCCUUUUCCGCGCGCCGGCCGCACACGGGUGGCAUGCAAGAUGCAAUGGCCGACCACCGCCGUAAACCCUCUAUCAGUUUGACGCAACGUUUUCCUCAUGACCAAGAUCAUCGGAAUACUAGUCUCUCAAUCUCACCCCCCGACUCGCCGGAUUUCCUUGGCCGUGGGCCCGUUAGUUUAGGCAGCUCUCGAGUCUCAUCCAUAGAGGAUGAUUUUGAACAGCACUUUGGGAAGCCGGAGAAUACGUUCACCAGCCAGAUUCCUGUUUUGCGGAAACACACAGAUAGCCAACGAGAAUCAUCAGCGCCUGCGUUGAUGCGCCCUGCUACCGGAUGGGAUACUUUAUCUCGUGAACCGAAUAAUACAGAUACCUUUGCGCAGGCCGCCCCUGGAUGCUCGUUCGAAACCCACAUAUCCUCCGAUUCUAGACCUUCGGAGUCUCGUGGUUCGGAUGUUCGCAGUUGGGCCAAGGAGCAGAACAGAAAGCUCUCAGGAGCACGUAGCCGGCCAAGUGAAAGCGACAUCUUUCUUCCGCCCAGUGCUCGGGUACCAUGGAAAGGUGCCAGUGGACGAUCUCCGAUAGUGGAACCCGUCCAGGAAAAUCCAAGAGCCAGGUCUGCGUCCCUUAUGCAAUUGUCGAGGAGUGCCAGUCGAUUAAGGGGCCGAGAGAGUCCUUCGCCCAGUGAGGCAUACCUUGGUAUUGUGCCAUCUGUCGUGACGACUAUCACCGGUGGUGAAGCCAGCAUAAAAAGUCCGGAGCAAUAUAUGCCAAGCAAGGAUACCCACCGAACAGGAGUGUUUGAGGACCCGACCCCUCCUGCGACUAGCGCAAGCAGACGUGCUCCGCCACGCGUCAAUCUACCGGAGCCUGAUUUCACCGAUACUCUUGCGGACUUGAAACUCACCAACGAAAAUGACCUGGGUUUGACUUCAAGCCGCUUCAGUGCAACUACUUACGAACCCACAGAAGCAGGCAGUUCAACUGCGACGGGAAGCCGGCGAGAUAGUAUCGACACUGCUUCCCAGUCUACCGACAAUCUUCCCUCCAUCAUGUCCAGAAAGCGUCCCGUCCCCAGUGCGUCAGCCCCGGGAAAGAAACCAACGCGAAAACCUACCCCAUCUCAAGCACCGGAUCAAGCUACACCGUGUCCGCCAGAGCAACAAGCUCAAAGUCGCAUCGAGAUGUUAGAAGCACGUAGAGACUACCUCGCACGCCGCAAAGCAAACAUCAAUACGAUGAUCUACGAGUUGACGCAAGUCAUUCAACCCAGUCCCAUUGCUUACGAUAUAGCUGCCAGGGACGAGGUGAAGAAAACCGUCGCCAGCUUCAAUAACGAGCUAGCUGAUAUCACUAAAGAGGAACAUGAAAUUGGCAUGAAACUAUUCCGGGCAUGGAAGAAGCGUGAUGAACAGCAGUGCUACAGUGGCAGCGGUCUAUGGGUUAAACGAAUAACCAGCUGAAGGGCGAUUCACUAGGCCUUCUACAUUCUUUUCCCGUACUUUAUUUUUCCCCGCAGCUUCCUCAUCAACAAUUUUUUUUCCU
Molecule: messenger RNA, 2002 nt
Organism: Aspergillus alliaceus
Lineage: Eukaryota; Fungi; Ascomycota; Eurotiomycetes; Eurotiales; Aspergillaceae
Exons: 2
Coding region: 271-1920 (549 amino acids)
Source: RefSeq, a predicted model, not a curated record